Molecule: messenger RNA, 346 nt
Organism: Sipha flava (yellow sugarcane aphid)
Lineage: Eukaryota; Metazoa; Arthropoda; Insecta; Hemiptera; Aphididae
Exons: 1
Coding region: 35-346 (103 amino acids)
Source: RefSeq, a predicted model, not a curated record
AGCAACUGAAAAUACCUUUAGGGAAGCUCGUAAAAUGCAGGAGCAAAUAAAUACAUUAAAGCUUUUGUACGACCAAUUAGCAAUCCAUGUUAGCGAAACAUUUGUAGAUUAUGAUAUAACCGAAGCGCGAUCCAACAUAAACAGUCAAAUAUCAUUACUAACGCUAUUAUUCCAACAGCUAAUAUUUGAAACGGACACCAUAUGUGAUAUAAUAAUGGCCGCUGAAGGAGGAAUUAUACACUCCAGCAUAAUCUCUGUGACCGAGUUACGUAAACAAUUAAAAGAUAUAUCUUUGAAUUUAACGCGGGAACAAAAAUUACCGUUUGAUUUGAACAUUAUGAAUUGA